Lates calcarifer (barramundi perch) is the source of this 2436-nucleotide messenger RNA. RefSeq names its product solute carrier family 10 member 3 (gene slc10a3). Gene Ontology annotation, cellular component: membrane. Gene Ontology annotation, biological process: bile acid and bile salt transport. Gene Ontology annotation, molecular function: bile acid:sodium symporter activity. NCBI's taxonomy places the organism in Eukaryota, Metazoa, Chordata, Actinopteri, Centropomidae. The record is from RefSeq and is a predicted model, not a curated record.
CCUUUUCCUCGAGCUAGUUUUACAGAAACAGCUCUGAGCUGCAAACCGUAGCUGAGCUACGAUGCUCCCUGUUCUCAUCCACCGGGGAAACGAAAAAAACAGAGGCGAAGCUUCGUGUUGUCGGGACGGACGUCGUAACACCGAGCAGACAAAGACGAGCCUGGUGAGAGACCUGUGUGAGUGUUUCCUGUAAGCCGGGGGCCGCUGCCGGAGAGCUGGGCUCCGACAGGGCGGGGUGAUGUUUAGGUUCCGGUAUAAAGGCAGCGAGAAAAUGGGAACCAGACGAGAUGUGGAACCGGUCGCCGACGCUGUCGUUUUAUAUCGGAGACUAGAAUGAGAAGUUUACUGUCGUGGUGUAACAGGGCGGCGGUGUAACCGUCUGGGGAGGCCGCUGGCGGGUGGGGGGAGAAGCGUGUCUCUGCGGCGUCCCACCACCUCCCUGUCCGUCAAUAACAUGAGGACGCUAUUUACACUCUGUUGUCUCUUCCUCAUCACCGGCGGAGCGGACCGGGCGUGGGCCACCGGAAACCUCACAGUCGACAGCAGCGACCAGAGCAACCUGACGGCCGACAGCGGCACCAGGUACAUCAGAAUUGGGGACGGAUCGUCGCAGGAAUUUGAGUUUCCUGAAAACACCAACGGCGUGAUUGUAAUUUCCAGCCAGUACCGGAGCGCCGCGGCCAACAGGAAGGGCCGCCAGAGCUGGAAGCAGACGGUCAAAGUCCGCUCCCUGGACCCGGAGGUUCUCUCCAUCCUUAAUGUCACGGACAGCGGCCACACAGGUCCGGCCAAGAGCUACAUUAUCAGCAUCCGCUCCGGGUUCCCCGGCAGGGCUCAGCUGCAGAUCCAGCUACUGGACCUGGACCAGGACUCGGUGCCGGUUCUGAUCGAAGAGAGGACGGAUUAUUCCAUCAGAGUGGCGCCUGGUAACGAUGACCCGGCCACCCGGCUCAUCCAGUCGGGUGGCCUGUCCCAUUUCUCUGAGAACCCUGUGCUGUUUGCCUUGCUGCCCCUCAUCUUCGUCAACAAGUGUGCCUUCGGCUGCAAGGUGGAGGUGGAGGUCCUGCGGGGUCUGCUGAAGAGCCCCGUGCCUCUGCUCCUAGGAGUGCUGGGCCAGUUCCUGGUGAUGCCGCUGUACGCUUACUGUGUGUCCCGGCUGGCGUCACUGCCCAAACCGCUUUCUCUGGGCCUGGUCAUCACCUGCUCUGCUCCAGGUGGUGGGGGCGGCUACCUGUACAGCCUGCUGCUGGGUGGGGAUGUCACCCUGGCUAUCUCCAUGACCCUGGUCUCCACAGUGGUGGCAGCAGCAGCCAUGCCUCUGUCAUCAGCUCUGUAUGGCCGGUUGCUAGGGGUGCACGCCGCCCUCCAUGUGCCGUUCGUGAAGAUCCUCGGCACCCUCCUGUUCAUCGCCAUUCCCAUCUCUCUGGGCAUGCUGGUGAAGCUGCGCCUACCCGCUCUCACGCGCGUCCUGCUCGCACUCAUACGACCCUUCAGCUUCGUGCUCAUCAUAGGUGGCAUCUUCAUGGCCUACCAAAUGGGUGCGUCCAUCCUGGCCAACGUCAGGCCCCAGAUUGUGGCGGUGGGAGUGACGGUGCCUUUGCUGGGGCUGGUGGUCGGGGCCGUGCUGGCAAAGCUGGCGGGUCUGGCCCCACCGCAGAGGAAGACGGUCAGUAUCGAGGUGGGCGUCCAGAACAGCCUGCUGGCCCUCGCCGUCAUGCAGCUGUCUUUUCGCCGGGCAGAGGCCGACUUCGCAUCCCGCCCCUUCAUCGUGGCCCUCAGCAGCACCUCAGAGAUGCUGCUCAUCGUUCUGGGAUACUUUGCCCAGAGAAGGUUGUGUGGUUCUGCCGUCCCCAGGAGUGACGCCUGAUUGUAGCUGCAGUUUUUUGCUCUGAACUUUUUGAAGAAUGAACUCUUUCAAACCUGUGGAAAUGUGGUGUCCCCACUGUCUUGGCUAUAAGAUGCCCAACAAUCACCAAUCCAGUCAUCACUGUUGUUGUACACAGGACUUUUUGUGAUUUUUUUUUUUUUUUUUUUUUUUGGUCGUCGUUUUGGUAUUUUUCAUGAAAACCAAAGGCCUUUUACCCCUCUGAGACCUUUUUGUGUUUAUUUUACACUAUGUACUUUUUAAAAUCAGAUUAUACUGUGAGGUACUAAAUGUAAAUAUUCCUAAAAAGAGAAAUACCUAUAAAAGAAAAGAUAUUUUUCUACCAGAUUACUUUUUGUAAUCAAAAAAGAAAAAAAAAUUGAUUUGUAUCAUGUUUACAAGAGGUCCAUGUGUCUUAGCCCGGGGGAGGAUUGUGUGAAUCAGACGGGAACAUGAUGAUGUUUUGAAAGUACUUGCUACUGAUUGUGUUUCCUGGAUUUGCAAAUCCAUGUACUUGAAUAUUACAGAGAGGAAAUGAAGAAAAAGUCAAUAAAAACAUUGUCAAAGCAGAA